AUGUUAAACAAUAGAGUGCCCCACUCAUGGACAAGUGAAGUUGACGUUGAAGAGUUCUCUACUAACUCUGCUUUAAUGCUACCAGGAACUGUUAUAAAAAUGAUAGGUCAAUUUUUAGGAACACACGACCGCAAUAAUUUUUGCCUUGUUAACAAAACUUGGCUACCCGCUGCUACCGAAAUCUUAUGGUCGGAGCCUAUUUUCAAAACUCCCGAAUCCUUCCAUUCCUUCGUACGUGCAAUAAAAAAUUCAAAACAUUGCGCCGAUCGAGUUCGUGAAUUAGACCUAUGUGCUCCUGAGGAAUCUGACGACGUAUUUGCACCCGUCCUAAAGUCUCUUUGCAAAGAGCAUCAAAUGAUGAAGACUUAUGUGUUAUCUAAGCCUCAUUUAAUCACGUGGUUAAUUAGAUCUUGCGAGAAUCUACAAAGCGUCCGAUUCUAUGGAUGGAAUUUACACGACAAACAUAUACACUCUUUCCAUCAAUAUUGUAAAAAGCUAAAGGAAUUUCGAGUCGUCGGUAACGAAAAUUUAACCCAAGCUGCGAUUUAUUCUAUAAUCAAUUCAGCAUCCGAACUUCGUGUGCUGGAUUUAGAUGGAAAGUUUGAUUUACCCGAUAGCUUUGCUGAAACAUUAGCCAGAAAAAGCCAAUUUAUUACUUCACUCAAGCUCCAUACCGAAACUAUGACUGCAAGUGGUUUCGAUAUUCUGGCUGGCAAAUUAACUCGAUUGAAGGAGUUAACAUUGCAAUUCUGUCCUGGUGUUACCGAUACAAACGUUGCGCGCUUCGUAAAAAACAAUCCCCAAUUACAAAUACUUUUAUUAUCUGGAGAAAAUUUAACAAUACAGUCCUUAAGAUACAUUCUUCAUAAUUCGCAGAAAUUGCGCAACUUGGAUUUGAGGUGUCCAUCUUGGUUCCGCGAGCCACCUCGUAUUUCGAAAUCCCCUACGCCACCUGAGCAAGAGUUAUGUGUCAUCACCCUAGAAAAUAUAGCGGUGGAUGACGAUACAAUCAAUAAAAUAUCAUUAAAUUGCCCGAAAUUAGAGAUAUUUGGCCUUUUCCGAUGUUCACUUGUCACCGAUCAAUCGAUCAACUUCAUCUCGCACAAUUCCCGAAACUUACGAAUUGUAAAUGCGUUCGAAUGUCCAAACAUUACCUCCAGAUGUCUAAAAUAUCUUGCCAACACGUCAAUAACACAAUUCAUUGUGGAAUCCUGUGGAACGUUUGCCCCUGAAGGAGUGCAAUGGUUUGCACGUACUGCUACAAAACUUGAGAAACUCACGUUCCACGGUACUCCUUCAAUAAUAAAUUCUUUUGUUUUUCAAUUUUCUAACGAAUGGAAACCUGGAAACCAACACGGCUCAGUAAGAUGCACGAUUGAAGGAGAAAAUCUCAAAAAACUUGUUCAAUACCGUAAUGGCCAAAAUCCUGUACAUAAUGAAGAUAUUAGCAAUACUGAAAAUUUGGAAAAUAUUUCCAAAUCUAAAUUACAUGAAUUAGCUACGGAGUUGGUCAUUUCGGUAGAUAUUUUAGAGCGUGCAAUCAAGAAGGUUUUCAACAAAGAUUCUUCUGACCCAAAGAAUAAUUGUACCUUAUCCUCCAUUAAGCGAGAGGCUCAUCGAGAACCAUCAUCAACUUCGAUUAUCCAAAAGACUCAUUGCGGUUGGUCAUCAAUUAAUGUGAAACUUCCCAUUUUACAUAUAAAGUCAUCGUUUGAAUCAGAUGAGCAAAUUUCGGUUCAAAAUAAUAAACAAGUUGUAGAUCAUCCUCGAGCAGUACAACCGAUCGCAACAGUUUCCGUCAUAACACCAACUCUAGAACAAAAUGAAAAAUUAUCAUCGUCAGAAUCUGAUCAUUCUGGUGAUGAUUACACUGAAUGGAAAAUUUCCAGUCAAAAUAUUGAUUCCGGCGAUUUAGGUGGAUGGGAAGAAAUGGAAUCAAAAGGAAAUAAAUAUAAUGAAGAAAAUGAAGAUCAAUAUCGCAAAGAUUACUGGGUUGAUGAACAUUGUGAGACUUCUUCAAUGGCAUCAAAAGAUUUAAAUGAUCAAGAAACUAUUUUAAAAGAUGAUGAUUAUAGUAGCGAAGAGACAAAAGAACAAAAUUCUGGUAGAUAUUACUGGAAUGAUGAUUAUUGGGAAUCCUCUUCGAUUACAUCCAGAGAUGAGGGUAAUAAUACGAACCAACAAAUUCCUAAAUAUUUCCGAGCGGAUGAUCACUGGGAAUCCUCCUCUUCAAUAUCAGCGAAUUAUUAUAAUAAGGAUGAAAAAAAUGGAGAAUAUGACCUGGAUCGUGAAUCUUCAUCAACAAUAUCAAGAGACGAAAGAGGCGAGGAUUAUCAAAGUCACCAAACUCGCAAAAGUCAAUGGAUCGAUGAUCAUUGGGAAUCUUCCUCAUCUAAUGAUGAUAAUCAAAUUUACAAGGUUAAUGAAUCCUCCAAACAAGAACAACAAUUUCAACAAACCCGUAAAUUUUAUUGGGUUGACGGUCAUUGGGAGACUUCGUCUAUGGAGUCAUCCGAACAUUAUGAAGAGAUGCCAGAAGGAAAAAUUUAUGAGAUUACUGACGAAGAACAAGAUGUAAUAAAUUAUGAAAGAAAGCUUAUAAAAAAUGUACCAGAAAAUAAUGGUCAGAUCGAAAGUCCGGAAGUUAUCGAUGAUACCGAACCAAAGGAAGACCUUGGUGCAUGGGGUAAAAUGAAUGUAAAUAACGAUUCUGCAUGGGGAGAUAACAAAAAUUGGUUACCAGAUACAAUAGAGGUCAAAACAAAAGAGCCGGAAAACUCUACACCCACCACUCCCACUACCCCCACGUGGGAAUCAAAUGAUACAAACGAAUAUUGGAGUCCUACCCAAAUACAGGACGCAAAAUCCCCUAUUUACUUUCAAAAUAAAUCAAUACCUGUGGUUACUAAUGAAAUGGAUGAUACAGAAGGGUGGGGUUCACCUCCUCCAAAUCCAAUCCCUUGGAGUGAUGAACGUCAAGGAUAUUGUGUUGAAUUGAUAGAAGAACAAAAGGAAACGACCUUUUGGUCUGUACAGAAUGGUAAUUGGGUAAACGUUAGUGAAGAGACGAGAAUUUCAGAGAAAAAAACAAUUGAGAUGAAUAGUAAUGGUCACAAUAAUUUCCGACAAACCACCAUACAACAUACAGGAAAAUGGGAUGAAAUUAUUAAAGAACAAAGAAAUAACCGUGACUUCAAAAACUCUAAAAAUGGAAAUAUUUCUAUCGAUUUAACAGAUUCACCAGAAGAAAAUAAUUCUGAUAAUAACAAUUCAAAUGCUGAAUUCAUGAAUGUGGAUGGUCCUAGAGGACGUAUAGGUAGUCCAAAAUGGGUAUCAGAAAAUGAAUGGCGUAAAGAAGGAAAAGAUCUUAUUAAUUUUGAUAUACCGGAAAUAUCAGAUUCAAAGAGUUCAUCGGAUGAUUCAGAGGAACCUUCAUCAACACCGACCAAUAAAGAAGGAAAUUCCAGAAUCUAUGACAAAACAGUCAAUAACUUAGAUUGGGAUAAUUUUCCACAUGAGAUCAACAUUGAUCUCACAGAACAAAAAGAGAAACCAUUUCAAAAUACCGAAGAUUUAUUAAUAGACUUUGAUUCUGAUCCUGUUACAAAUUAUAUAAAUAAUUCAGAUUCCGUUCCUUCAUUUAGCAAAGAAAUAGCUGAACUAAAUGAUGUUUUUUCUCAAUUGCCGAUGAGUUCUACAACCCCAAAUUUACUUUCAUUUGAUGAAAAUGUAACAGAUAAUCAAUUAAAUGUUGUUGUACCUGAAUAUCCUAUUAGUAUGGAAUUAGUAUCUAAAGACAACAAGCAGUCAUCCGAAAAUUUACAUGCAACAAAUGAAAAUAAAAAUAAAUCUUUUAAAUCAAAAUUAUCAUUUUUAUUUACCAAAGAAUUUUUAAAAAUAUUUUUACUUGGUCAAUUUCUUUCAUUAUGUAUUACAAUCUCCAUUGUAACAAGUACUGAAUUAUUUAAUCGUGGUGCUAGUUAUCCUACCACCCAAUCUGCAUUGACAUAUAUUUCAUUAUUCUUAGUUUAUACACCAAUAACUUUAUACAAAAUUGGAUUUAAGGGAUAUGUGAACAUGCUUAAAACGAGAGCAUGGAAAUAUAUAUUAUUAUCAAUUGUUGAUGUUGAAGGAAAUUAUUUUAUAGUAAAAGCUUUUAGCUACACAUCAACACUCUCCAUCCUGUUACUUGACGCAUGGACAAUUUUUAUAGUAGUUAUAUUAGGAAUAUUCUUCUUGAAAACAGGAUUUCAUUGGAGUCAAUAUUUAGGAGUUGCUGUUUGUUUAGCAAGUAUUGGAGUAAUAAUUGCCGGUGAUUUUGAUGCGGGUACUGAUAUGUUUACAGCUAAUAAACGAGUCCUAGGAGAUAUUUUCUGUUUGAUUAGUGCUACAUUAUAUGGAAUAUCAAAUACUGUAGAAGAAUAUUGUGUUAGAAAGAGACCAUUUUAUGAAGUAGUUGGUCAAAUGGGAUUUUGGGGUAUAAUUAUUAGUAUAAUUCAAAUAAGCAUAUUAGAACGUAAAGAAUUAGAAACCGCACAUUGGGAUGGACCGAUUGUUGGUCUCGUUCUUACAUUCACAUUCGUUAUGUUCUGUCUAUACACUGCUGCUCCAAUCUUGUUUCAACGUGCAUCUGCAAUAUACUUUAAUAUUUCAUUACUUACAAGUGAUUUCUAUACCUUAAUAUUAACAAUGAUUUUCUUUAAGUUUGGGAUGAAACGAUUAUAUCCAUUAGGAUUUGUGCUUAAUGUAAUUGGUCUUGCAGCAUAUUAUAUAUAUCCUGCUACACAACCAAAUAUAACACAAGAAGGAGAUGAAUUUGACAAACGAAAGAAGACGAAUGUCAAUAAUGAAAAUAUUGAAAAAGAUGUUGAACUAAGUUUAGAAAAUAUUGAAUAA
Diversispora eburnea is the source of this 4896-nucleotide messenger RNA. The record is from the annotation of a GenBank genome assembly. NCBI's taxonomy places the organism in Eukaryota, Fungi, Glomeromycota, Glomeromycetes, Diversisporales, Diversisporaceae.